AUGGAUUUAAACGAGAAUUCGGUGGUGACUAGGCGCCCAGACUGCGUGGCUAAUGCAAUAGUACAGCGAAGCGCCAAAGAUCCUAAGAAACAGACCGCAGCCCAGCGAGGCGCGGUGCCUGGUUUCUGGAUACCCACGUCGCCCGAGGAUUGGCAUCAACUCGUGUUAGCCGCAAAGCUCACCAAACAAACCAUCAACACUCUUCCUGCCGUACUGUUUGGCUCCGGAUCCGUAGCAUCUCAAAGCCAAUACCUGAUGACGCGAGCCUUCUCUCCGGUUAUGGAAUUUGGUGCCCGUUAUGCUCUCACAACACGAAUGAAGGAGUUCGGGUUCAACAAGGGCCUCAAGCCUCAUUGA
Messenger RNA from Penicillium bovifimosum, 357 nucleotides. Its product is annotated as transcription factor domain family protein. Bases 1 to 357 code for a protein of 118 amino acids. The transcript has a single exon. The record is from RefSeq and is a predicted model, not a curated record. Lineage: Eukaryota; Fungi; Ascomycota; Eurotiomycetes; Eurotiales; Aspergillaceae.